Anthostomella pinea is the source of this 1878-nucleotide messenger RNA. The record is from the annotation of a GenBank genome assembly. Lineage: Eukaryota; Fungi; Ascomycota; Sordariomycetes; Xylariales; Xylariaceae.
AUGGCUUCAGCACCUUCGCAACCGCCAGCCAGGCCCCUAUCGCAUUGGGCCGAGCGUUUUGGAACUAUCGAUGGCCACUCCAUUCUGAGCCAGCCCGACCAAGUCCACUCGGGAAGGGCGGCCGAGCACCCUCGCUUGGACCCGAAAUACUAUGACGCCCGGCCUAAGCCAAUUGAAUAUUCAUGGCCCGCUAGCAAUGUCGAGCUCGACAGAUUCUUUUACAGUGAGGCGUGGCAGCGGCAACGACUCUCGGGCCCCAGGUCGUGGGAGUGUGCGCCGCUGAACAGUACCCUCUCCUUCUCUGUCAGAGAACACGCUGGCCAGCAGGUCAUCAUCUCAGGCGGCCAUCGACCGGUGGAUGUGGGCAAGGAAGACGAUCUUAUGAGCUUUUUUGAUUCGGAAAGGUUCGAUAUUGACGAGACGACGUGGCUUUCAUGUUUCCAGAGGACCCGACGGUACGAAAUGCGACAGCUGAAUACCGUGACGGGAAGUUGGUGGACCGUGGACAAUCCUCAGAUCUGGGACGUGCUGAGUGUCUCGCUUGAACUGGCCAACAGGAUCUUGAGGGCACUGAUCACGGACAGACACGAUUGGAUCGAGACCCUCCUCAUCACCGUUGCCAAAUGGUGCAGUAUCUACUUUAAUCUGGCCGUAACGAUGCUGCACGAGCUGAUGCACAAGAUAUUGGAUAGUCGAUACCAUGAUAGUAGCACCUAUGCCAAAUACACAGUGAGUGUCGUGGACACGAAAGAGCCGUUUGUCGACUUUGAAGUCGUUAGAGAGAUCGGGGAUUCGUUCGAAAACGCGGUAUUUGGAGGGUUGCUCGGCGCGAAGCCGGAAGGGGCGCCCAUGGUGAUGAGACUCUCGGAUUGGCCAAACAGGUCAAACACCCAGGACCGUUUGCGUCUCCCGUUCGACCUUCCUUGUUUCCAGAAGGGGUCCAAGCUCGUAAUUUCUCUGGUGCCUGCGAUGUAUGCCUCAAAGCUGCUGUCUCGCGAGUUCUGGAACGACACUAAGACGCCCAACAAGAGCAGUGAUCUCUUCCAGAUGCCAAAGGGCAUGAUUAAGAUGAGAGCAACCAACAAUAGCACCGGCUGCGACUAUAAUGGCAUCACCAUCGAUGAGGAUAUGGCAAAGAAGGGCCCCUACGGCCCCAUUGUGCAGAAGUGGCAGGGGCGGCAGCAGAGGUGGGAGCAGUUUCGCAGACACUGGUACCCGAAAGCUCAUCAGGCCUGGGUGGAGAGCCCGUGGAGUGAUGUAGACGCUCACGAAGCCAUCGACAAGUUCAGCACAGGGUUUGCAAAGAAAGACGAGGCGCGGUGCGCGGAAGCUGCACAACCUCUCACGAACCGAGUUCCUUGGAACGAGAGAGUCAAAUAUCUCAACUCUCCCCCCUUCCCCGGAAAGGCCGGGCGUCAAGCGCCGUGGCUAUUCCAUUGUAUUGGGCUGCUCAUGAGGGCGGCACUGCCCAUCAGAAGCCGCACUAUGUCCGAGGAUAGAGUAUGGGCGAUCAGCGAUGUAUUUUAUAGCUCGGCAAAUGUCAACAACGCAAUAAAUUCUGGGGGCAAAGUUGUAUUUCCGGGGAGUAUAGGGACCGACCAUACCGCUACCUCCGCUUACACCAUCGAGGUCCCGGUAGGGCCGGGAGGAAUGGUGUGGAACAACACCCCAAUGGAAUGGUUGAAUCUGGCAGAGCAGACAUUAGCUGACGUGAGGGCGCGGAACUGCGAGGUGUCGAGUUCAUGGGUUGCGGCCUUGUCAGACGCGCUGAAGAGAACCCGAACGGAUCUCGCCCGGGGAGGGCGUGAUGGGACUAAAUGGGCAACCUUCUGGCCCUUCGUGAUACCAGACUACCUCCCUGAUGAUUGGACGACCUAG